Paramuricea clavata is the source of this 11097-nucleotide messenger RNA. Lineage: Eukaryota; Metazoa; Cnidaria; Anthozoa; Malacalcyonacea; Plexauridae. The record is from the annotation of a GenBank genome assembly.
AAAUUUACUGGGAACGACGAUACCACGGUGAUCGUCGAACAUCAGCUUACAACAGUCAUAUUUUCUCGCUUUCUACGCCUUCAUGUAAUAGAGCAUAGUGGAAACGCGGAAUUUCGAUUGGAGUUUAUUGGCUGUUACAUAGGUAAGAAUUAAUUCAGAGUACCUGCAGCUAGCACUGAUCUAAGAAUAUAAGAAAUACGUCUAUAUACGCAGGAAACCGCGUAUGAUGACUAGUACAAUUAAUGAGUAGUUGCAUGCAUGCAGUGCAAGCGAUUAUGAAAAUUUUGAUUAUGAGGUGCGGGGGAGAUUAGCCUGUAUAAGAUCUAUGAUCGAAAUCAAAAUAUUUCAAAUUGAAAAUAUAUAUUAUAAAUUUAUUAUAAUACAAUAUCAAUAAUAUCGGCAACAAAAAUACCGAUAAUUUUGAAUUUAGGGCCAAGUUACCGAUUGAUCCAAUACGCCGACAUGGAUACCAGUCUAUCACUAGAACUUGCAAUCACUGGAAAUACAUUAUAACCACACGCAUAGACAUAGUAAAAGACCGCGUGUAUCAAUAAGAAAGAUUAAUUUACAAAAUUGGAUUUACGUUCCAGAUAAGGAUGUAUAAAUUUUGAGCGGGUUUCGUUUAUAUUACACAUUAAUUUUAGUCAAAAUUUUGAGAAAUGAUCCAAGGUUUAGAAUUCUGUUAUAGAUCCCCUGUUUAGAUUCUCAGACAAUAUUAAUUGCAUGGUCAGUCUGCACGCACUAAAUAUUUUUCGUCUUUUUAUUUGAAGACUGCUUUUUCUUCGAUAAGCAAAGGUUAUAUGUAGCCUAUAAGCCUCUUAAUUGGUGUUGAAUUGGUUUUUUGUUGGUGUUUAGAUACAAUUGUGCGUGAGUCCAUACCUCUUGGCAUGGAAAACGGUUUAAUUUUGGAUUCUCAACUUAGUGCAUCAUCUGAAAAGUAUUACUAUAUUUCUGGUGCUGCUAGUGGCAGACUUAAUUCGGAAACAGUACCUAAUGAAAGACACGGUGGUUGGAUAGCAGCAGACGAUGACAGCGCUCCUUGGCUUCAAGUUGACUUCAUAAUCAAUGCUACAAUUACUGCUAUAAUUACCCAAGGUCUAGAUACUGGGGUAAAUUAUGUAAAAGAUUACACUGUGACAUUCAAUAACAGUAAAACAGGAAUGGAAAAUUACAUUGGGAAGAGCACUGGACAAGUAACGGUAAGGAGGAUUAUCAAUAAAUCAAUCUCUUUAUUUCAACACGAUAAAUUAUUCAACAGAGCUGGUGGGGUCGUGCAUUUAGCUAUAAUGAUUAAAAAUACAAUUAGUUAUAUAUGAAGUAUGCCUACUCUUUUGUCUUUGUAUUUAGUUACAGCAACUAAAAUGGGAUCGAAGUUUAUUUACUAUAAUAUCAAAUUUACUUAGUAGAUACUUGAAUUCAUUUAAGCGAUCCUUGCCAGACAAACUGUUCCACGCUAACAUCACUCCUCUAUACGGUAUAAAGUUCCUGCACGAUAUAUUCUUUCUAGUCUUGGAAGAAUCAUAUUUCUAUUUAUUCUACUUUCGGGACAAAUAAAUCCCUUUGUACAAAUAAAUCCUUGGAUUCUGCAACAGUUAACAACAGUCUGUAACCUGUUACACAUUUAAAAACGAAUUCCGUCAAUUUAACCUUAAUAUAUACAUUGUUUCUAAACUGCAUGCUUGUCCCAUUGUGUUCGCGCUAAGACGUGUUCAGCACUGCAAGCAUGUCAUAGGAGAUUAUAGGGAAUGAUAGAAAAAGUACGUUGCUACAAUAAUUACUAAGCAUGACUAUAUAGAUGUUGGGUAGAGUAUUACGAACUUAGGAUUACUAUCGAAAAUUGUUAAGAUAUUACCGCGCAAUAACCUAGCUAUUAAGACAAACUACAGUAACAAGCUGUCCAUUCGUGGCUCUUUACGCUGUUAAAGAGCGCCUCAAAUGAGUACGUUCAAGCUAAACGCAUAUUAGGUACGUUCUCCUUGCCCAAGUUUUGUUCAAACUGCCGCCGAAGUGCUUUUUCUCUGGUUUUCUCUUGUCUAAUUGAAAAGCCCCCCCCCCCCCCUAAGUUGCUGUGCUCCUCUAAUUUUACAGUGCUUCCUCCGCCCCUGCGUCUGUAAAAUAUUAGUCAAAUUUAUAUUAGACACGGGAAACUCGUCUUGGACGGCAAACUCAUCUAUUAAAACCUGUCUGAAUAUUACUUUUGACAUAUAUGUAUAGUGUUGUCGAUAUGGAACUUUGAGGAUCUUGUCAGUCGGGGUCUGUGUUCCUCUCUUCCCUUGGAAAUUUUUUAUUUGUUCCCUAUCCCACAAAGAUAUAAACAUGUUCCCUUGUUCCCCAUCUUUACAUGUUCCUUUGCAUGUUCUGAUGUUUCCUAUGAUUUUUUGGCUUUGUUCACGUGUUUCAUUGCAAAAUAUGCCUAUUAAAGGUCAUUAAAAAUGUUUUAAAACGAGAUAUCUCCGAAGUUAUAGAAACUAUUCACAAUAUAAACGACGUUCGAAAAACAGAAAAAUUGUUCGAAACGUCGUUUUUAUUGUCCGAAAAAUUGAUAUAUUUGAAAUUUUCAUGACGUUGUAUGUAGUCUAUUAUUUUUUGACAGCUACUUUCCUUCGCUAACAGGUGCUUAAUGCAACAAACGUGAAGCAAGAUUUAGAUCCAUAUAUUUCCGCUCAUAUUGUUCGAAUCAAACCGAAAACGUGGAUUGGAAAUUGUGCUUUAAGAGUUGAGUUCCUCGGUUGGUAUGAAGGUAAGAUUAACUUUACUUUAAAACAAUGUCAUUGCAAUAUUUACAACAUGAGCUCCACCUUUGAAUUUACUAUUCGAGUAAAUUGUUAAACACUUCCAAAUUUAUCAGCAACUUCACAUAAAACAACAAGCAUUAGACAACAGUUUAUGUUAUAAAUGUAAUUGCACUAAAAGGGACGCUGUUCGCCCCGGGGUGGGGGAGAUUUUCGAAAAAAAAUUGGAUUAGUGUUAAAUAAAGAUUAGAUUAGGGUCAGAUUAAGAUUAGGGGUUAAACAUUAGGGUUACGGCUCGAUAAGAUUAGGGGUUAAACAUUAGGGUUAUGUGUCGCGAAUUUAUUGUAUUGAUAAAUUCGGACGUGUUUAACAAUUUACUCAUACUGUAAAUUCAAAGGUGGAGCGGAUGCUGAAUAUUUAAAACUAGUAAUUUCUCUGCAACUCAUAAAUAUCCACAAAACCCAUGCAAUAACCAUAAUGAAUACAAUAAAAAAACAUGAUGGACGAAUGAUGGCCUGUUUAACCAGACAUAUAGACGGCUGCGGAUUAAGGGAAAUACAACUACCUGAAAAUAUGAGCAGAACUUCGACGUUUCGAGCGAAGGCCCUUCGUCGUGAAGUUAGUAUAUUAACUUCCUGACGAAGGGUCGUCGGUCAAAACGUUGAAGUUCUUCCUAUUUUUUUCUUUCUUGUUAUCGUCGUUAUCUACAUGCACUCGCACAUACCAUAAUUUAUAUGAGAACGCAAUUCAAUGUGAACUUUGUAGCUUGGCAUGCAUUUUUCUUCUUUUGACGUUAUCGUUUAAAAUGACGUUAGACGUUCCUUUAUAGGCGUUGGUGUGCACUUAAUGUUUUAUUUGUUAGCUAGGAUAAUUAUCAUUAUGCAGAACAUUUAAUUUCAAAGUAUAUACAUGUCUUACUUGAUUGAAAUGUAAACGCCAUAGUGAAUUAUCUCUGCAACCGUUUAUAAUUCUACUUUGUUCUUGAGAUACUACAUGAGUUGUACCUGGCAAACAAAUCGACUUGUCACCCAAUUGUGGUAAAAUGUUAAGAGACAUUUUCCAUGUAAUAGGCUAUAUAUACAUAAUAUUUUUGGCUCUGCUUUCUUAGGCAAUAGUAAUUCAGAACUGCUGGGCAUGUUCAACCGAAGUGAAAUCUUAGAUAGUCAAAUCCGUUCGUCUGUACAAACUCCAGUCGAUCACGGCUCUCACGCUGCUAGGCUUAAUUUCACUGUGGGUUGGCUUGCGGAAGAUAGCGGUGACUAUAUACAAGUUGACUUUGGCAGAAGGGCAAGCAUUACGGAGAUAUGGAGUCAAGGUGCAGGAGACGGCUCUUCCUGGACUAGAAAUUUUACUGUUGCAAUGAGUAACGAUGGAGUGAACUUUCUCGAUUACGAAGAGUAUGGCGCGCGCAAGGUUUGUAUUUUGUUUGAAAUAUACGUUAUGUAUUUAAUGUUGAAAGGUUUUUGUAAAUGGAAAUUUGGGUGUAAAUUUUAUACAUCUUUAGACCUAACCAGGAACAGCUGCGAAAAAUGCAACUGUAUUUACUUUGGCAGGAAUGUACUCGAAAUUUCCAUGCACGAAAACCUUUGAACAUUUAGUUUUCAACAUCGAGUGAGAUGCAGCCGUCCCGGAAUUAAUUCCGCUUGGCUAUUUACACCCGGCGAAAGGAAAGCAUUAGCGAAGUCUAAAGUUCAUCAAUAAUCGCUGGCGCGUGGCUUUGUUUCAUGAUGUCGUGGUGUUAUGGGAGGACCUCUUCACUGAUCUCAAAAGUAUGGCAAAUUUCUGGAGUGGAAGGAGGGGAAUUCGCGAGGAAAAAAGUGAAAAAGAUUAUUCAGAAACCCGAAAUGAGACGAACAGCCAGACAGUUUAUUUGGUUUUGCUUCAUAAUAAAAUAUUAGGGCAAUAGAUUGCUGGAAAUCGUAAGUUUGUUUUAAAUGUACGUUUUCUUUAUAAUUGCUUUAAAAACUGGCGUUGCGUAUAAUGAAAAAAAAACCAGCAUAUAAUUAAAUUCAAUGUAUUUUUAUUAAUUACUCUUUAUGAGUAAUAAUUUUCAUGCGAGAAGUUGAAUUCUUAGUAAUUCUCAUGCGAGAAUUUGAAAUAAUUUUAUUUCAAACUCAAAGUUUAUCGAUAAAAAGCAGUAAUAGUUUUAAGAACAUUCUAAAAUGUUUUGUGAAGCGUUUGUGGUUAAAUUUUACAUUAAGUUGAAGCUUAUAUUUCGUAUAAUAACAUACCUAACAUAUAUACUUUUGGGAAAUUGUUAAUGUUGUAAUUUAAAGUGAUCUUUUCGGGUGUUUCUCAAAUUUAAAAAUAUAAAGAAUAAAAUGAUUGUGCUACCAUGAAAACCACUUCAAAUACUUCAUGUUUGGAAAAUGCAAGCAUGUAUUUCUAGUAUGUAUUUAAUAAUUUGUACAGUAGUUGUUUGGUCCAUAUUUGUUGUUAUCAUAAAAAUUGCCCAAACGAAGUUAAGGCCAUGUUACACGGUGCAAUUUUUCUUGCAACUUGCAAUGCAAUUCUACUCUUGAGAGAUGUAAAAUUGCCAAAUACGAGUCUUCAUUACACUCCGCUGAUGUUUUGUCAACAUAUCGAAAAUUCUUCACUGAUUUCACUAAUUAACAUCUCUCAAGAGUAGAAUUGCAUUGCAAGUUGCAAGAAAAAUUGCACCGUGUAACAUGGCCUUUAGGCAUUGCUUAAACGUUGUGUGAGUUUGUUAGUCUGUUCGGAAUCGCAAGCCUUGGUAUUUAUUCAAAAAGUAGUAUGUCUUUGCGUUUGUGGUGCACUUGUUUUGCGCAUGCUCAAGGGCACCGCCUUGUACAACCUCGUACCCAGGGUCCCCGUGUUUAAAGGUUCUGGUGUGCAACGUGGUUGCGCCUUGUAGUACAACAAUAGCUCAGUGCGCAUGCGCAGGAACUAAAAAAUGCCGAAGAAUUUUUUUAUUCAGAAUAGAAACUCGUCCAAUUACUCAUUCGAUAAGUGAAACAAACAAAACUACGGAAAACCGGUAUGCUAGACCUUAAUCAUAAGUGCUCUAAUAUUUGAUGUAUAUGAAGAAAUAUAAAUGAAAUAAAAUUAAAUUUCGCCAUUUUUUUAUGUAAACAUAGACUUACCACUUUUGAGCAACAUUUUGAUACUAUUAAACGAAGCAAUAUAUAAAAGUUUGGGUUUGUAGUGGUUUUCUAAUGUAGUGUUUACAGUAAUUUUACCUAGCAAUUGGCCCUUUCAUUGCCUAAUAACAAAUAUACUAUUCUGUUUCUUCUCAUGUACAACUAUUUUAAAUUAUGACAUUGUCUUUUUUUCAAGACCUUCUUUGCCAACAUUGAUCAUUCUUCUACUGUUGUCCAAAAACCGCUGCAUGUGAUCUUUGCUCGUUUUAUACGAAUUAUUGUGGAUCACUUUGUUAACCUUCCUGGCUUGAGGCUUGAAUUCGUGGGACGUUUAGUAGGUAAGUUUACAUUUAAUUAAUUAUUCUCAUUAUUAUUAUUAUUAAGUCCACACUCCACCCAAUCAUAGCCUAUCGAAGGGAAGAUGGCUGUGAAACUCAUUAGAAUAACAAUAUAACUCAUUAUCUAUGCUAGUCAACGUUUAUUCAUAAAUCUGGUCCUUCACCGUUACCUGUGUAUUGUAUUUUUGCCCAACUAACCAAUAGCAAUGUUUUAGGAAAGCUACCUAUCCGUGAUUCGAACAAUAAGGUAAAUUAGAAGUUGCUAUUGGUGGGUUUGGCAAAAAUACAAUACACACGUGACGGUGGAGGACCAGAGUUAUGAAUAAACGUUGACUAACAUAGAUAAUGACUUAUAUUGUUAUUCUAAUGAGUUUCACAGCCAUCUCCCUUUGAUAGGUUAUGACUCAAUGAAAGACAGUUGUACGUUUGUUCCGGACAUUGGCUCCGAAUUAAUAAUAAUAGGGAGCUUUAGCAGCGAGUACGACUACGAGUACGAGAUUUGAUCGCGUGCGAGGAAAUCACCGUAGUCGUUCUCGUUUCCGUUCAAAUGUUGCUUUUAUAGUAGUAAACAAACAACGAAAGAAAAGUUUCUAUAAACUAAAUCUCAUGCAGGCUAAAAUCCACUACAAAAUGUGCAAAUAAGUUAUAACAUUAAAAACAAGCCAGAUAUUUAGUACUAAUAGAUUAUUUUUCCCGGAUAAACGCUACAAAUUAUUUUUGAGAAACAAAAAAAAAGCCAACUUUUUUUGUUUUUUGAAAAGUCGUCGUGAGGACUACGAGAUUUCUCCACAAUUUCGUUCUCAGAUUGGCGACGGCUACGACUUUUUCGCAUCAGUACGAGAUGGCGUAAACAUACAGCAUGCGUUUCGCUUGACGAAUCUCGUACUCGUACUCGCAGUCGCUGCUAAAGCUCUCUAAUAAUCUCCGGGACGAGGGUACUAAUUCUGCUCGGCUAUUUACAUCCGGGGAAAGGAAAGCAUUAUACAAGCGGCGUUUAUAUAGCAACAAAUGGAUUUAAAACAAUUCAAUCGAGGGGUAAAUCGGUGAUUUAAAUCACGUACAGAUUCAGAAAAAUGACUAAAAAUAAAAACAAAUCACAGAAAAUCCUUUUUUUUUCACAAAAAUUUUUACAAAAAAUAGAUAUAGAAAAACAUAAAACAAAAGAAUGAAAAAACCCAAAAAAAGUCACAAAAGAAAUCACAUUAACCUUUUAGAAGUGAUUUUCCCCUCGAAUUUAAUCCCCGAGCCACCAACGGCAACGCGGAGUGCCGGGCGGUACAAAUUCCGCACGGCUAUUUACUCCACGGGAAAGGAAAGGAAAGGAAAGCAUUAGCGAAGUCUAAAGUUAUAUGCUGCCUUUUUCAUUACGCAACGAUCAGUUUUUAAAGCAAUUAUAAAGCAAACAAUACAUCAAUUUAAAACAAACUUACCUUCAUUAAUGUCGGCGUGUUUGCUCCCUUUAGGCACAGAAUAAGGAAACGAACGUUUUUGGUCGUUUUUUCACGAAAAGGUUUUGAAACUUACAAAAUCUUGCAAACAUAAAAUAUAUUUGCAAGAAAUGUUUAUUUCGCUGUCGUUAUGCAAUCGUUAUUAUGCAAAUUUCAAAUUUGACCAAUCAAUGUUCGCUAUUUACGACAGUUUGCUAUAUUUUGAGAUCAAUGAGGAUGAACGGUGAACCAUAGCCAUGCACCCGCGAUUAUUGAUGAACUUUAGACUUCGCUAAUGCGUUUCGUUCCCUGGGUGUAAAUACCCGGCAAGACAAUACCCGGCCGGUAAAUACCCGCCCCGGGCUUACGCCCGGAACGGCGCUCCGCGCCGUGGGCUCGGGGAUAAAAAUCACAACAGUCAUGCAGUUACGGAUAAAAUUAAAUUCCCUUCAUUUAAUGAAGAUAAGCAUCUGGUCGAUCCAAUCCGUUAUUCUUCGUACGUUAAGGACAAGUGUUUAUGCAUGUUAUCUAAAGCUCCAUCAGUACUCUCGAAGUAGCAACUCCAGCUUAUAUCACACAAUAUAUCACUGAUCGCUUUCAACCACUCGCAGGUUAAUAAUAAUAAUAAUAAUAGACUUUAUUUAAAGAAGGUGUUACAAAACCAGUUUAGCAUAGCUAAUCUUAUAAUGGGCCUUCUAUUUCUUGAGUCAAAUACCAAAACCAAUUGAGAACAAUAGGAAAUGGGCGUGUUUUACGAGUGUUAAAUAGUGAACAUGCAUGCUAAAUAAUGAUUGUUAAUUUUGGAAACAUGUUGAAUGACGCCAAAUAUGAAUAUUGAAGAUUAUACGUCCCCAUGCGUAGCAUUUUUCAUGUGCCCACUGAAAUAAAUGCAAUUUGCCGUUUGCGAACUCUGCACAUUGCCGACUUUGGUUGGUCAACUAAUUUCCGACGAGCUAGUAGUACGUAGUUAAAAUAUGUUUUGCGUCUAUUUAGACACGAAUUUAGAAAGCCCACCGGUUGCACUUGGCAUGGAAGAUCGUUCGAUUUUGGACUCUCAAAUUUUAGCAUCGUCAACAAAAUACUACCAAACAUUCGGAGCUGCAUAUGCCAGACUGAACCUUACAGCCAUUGGUAAUGUCAGUAGUGGUAGCUGGAUAGCAGCGGAAAACGACAUUGAUCCAUGGCUCCAAGUUGACUUUAUAAGCAAUGUGACGAUCAGUGAAAUAAGUACUCAAGGCUUAAUAGAGAAUACAAGUUCGUAUGUCACAAGUUACAGACUGGCAUUUGGGGAUAAAGGGGACAGUUUACAAGAUUACCAAGUCAAUGAGCAAGUAAAGGUAAAUAUUAUAUACUUUGUCUGCUCCCGAGGGAAGCGUUUAGGGGCCGAUCAUUUAACUUUUUUUUGGGGGGGGGGGUUGAUAGGGUGAUUUUGAAAAAAAUUUCCUGCAAGACUAUUCUGAACAAAAAAAACCUGCACUAGUAAAUAUCCUGCCCCAGUACUUGGCGAGAAAAAAAAAUGUUGCAAAACAGCAUGGUUGCAGGGAUCGAUCGCGAUUUGACCAGUCCCAGAAGAUCAGCUGGUUUCAUUUUCAGGGACUAAAGGUGUAAGGUUAAUUUCUUGUUGGAAAACUUCUCAAAAUGAUGGAAAUAGCUCAUCUGAGCUUCACGAAAUCCAAAAUUUUCUGGGGGGCAUGCCCCCAGACCCCUCUAGACGCUCGCACCUUGGGUAGUCGACUCGGUUGUCUCAGAAUCCUAGUUACGGCCUGAUCUGCUGCCCUAUGACAUAUACUUAUUAGUUAAACCAUGCAUAUAUAUGCUGCAGGUAGCUGCAGUGGUACAGACUUGCCGACUGAAACUUCUCCAGGUCCCCCGCUAAAUAAGUCCCCUACAGUUACACAUACUUAAAAGAGGCCCUGAACCAAAAAUUAUACUUCAUAGCAAUAUGUAUUAUUAAAAGCAAUACAUGAAGCUAGAAAACUCAACGUUAACUAUAAUUAAAGAAUCUAAAUAGUAUAAGCUAUUGAAAAACAAAUGCUGCGAAAGAGAGAGUGGCAAAAAAAUCAUACAUGGUGAUGGGAUAGGAAAAAAAAUCUUGCACAUAACGAUCCCAGAAAAAAAUUCCCUGAGAGAGAGAGAGAGGUCAUGGCCUAUUGGUUCUCACUGGACAAUCACAAUUCAGCAGGAUUUUCAAAAAAAUGUUUAAAAAAGUUUUAAAAAAGUUUUAAAAAGAAAAAAGUUUAAAAAGUUAGAUUUUCAAAAAAGAUUAAAAAGUUAGAUUAGGGUUAGUGGUUAGUGGUUAGGGUUGGGGUUAGUGUUAGGGGUUAGAUGCCGCGAAUUUAUCAUUGUGAUAAAUUCGAAAUGUGCCGCGAAUUUAUCAUAAUGAUAAAUUCGGACGUGUUUAAGAAUUUACUCCUAUAGUAAAUUCAAAGGUGGAGCUCAUGCUGACAAAAUUAUAUCCAAACAACAUGAUUUUCUAUACGUUAACAAACUUCACUGCCUUUUUGUGUUUUUGCUUUAUUAAAGCUUGAACUGAAUUUGUUCAGGUAUUCCUUCUGAAUAUGGCGUUAUUCGCUUAUUUAGAAAAAAUUGCGUAGAAUUUUUAAAGAUGACCGUCAUUUUAAUGGCGUAAAACAAAGCUAUGUUUAUUUUAUGUGACGUAAUUCCAUGCGUCUGUCCUCUAAUGGAUAUGAGCUCUCGACCAACAAAAUUAUUUAAUUUAUUAUAAGUAAUAGCAUAAAAAGAGGCGAAUUAGCUAUUAAAACGUCCCGCCCAAUGAGGGUCGUUUAGUAAAAUUCCCUUGGGCGCCGCUCGAUUCGGGUCAUUUAGUAAAAUUCCCGAGGGCCGAACCUUAUCAUAUCAUGAUAUCGGGUAUUCCCUUUGUUCUCGCAGGGCCAUUAAAAACCAAUUAACAAUAAAUAAUGGUAUAAAUUAAAUGGUAUUAUAAUUGUUUUCCAUGUUUUUGCUUAGUUUUGGCGAUUUCAGAUGUCUUCAUUUACAUUCAUUUUUUCUAAUCGUACCCGCUUUGACGUCGUAUCGGGUAGGAUUAGAAAAAAUGAAUAUAAUGAGGUGUAUUAGUUUUUAAUUGCCCUGCGAGAACAAAGGGAAUACCCGCAAUCAUGAUAUUAUUAUAUAAAUGACAAUAGAACGAAGUAACUUGUUGCAUAUACUAGCCUGCGAAUACAGACGCCUUUUAAUUUCGCCCGAUGUGAGGCGUCUGUAUUCGCAGGCUAUGUAUAUACAGGUAUGUUGCAUUUAGGCAGCGGCUAUUACAAAUGAACAACUUUCAAAUGAACAACUUUCAUCAAGCUAUGUCAUUAAUUAAAUAAAUAUUCAUUAUAAAUUAUCUCUUUCCCAAAGGAAUUUUAUGCGAACUAUAGCAUCAGUUCCAUUAUCAGACAACCGUUGAAGCCAGUUAUAUUUGCUCGAUUCAUUCGAAUAAAACCAAAAACAUGGACCGGAGAUUGUGCAUUGAGGGUUGAAUUUUAUGGCAAAUAUGAAG